CUUAAACUGAAAAUAGCGCAAUUAAGGGAACAAAAGUUGUUUCUGACGGAAAGUAAAAUCGAUUUUCGUGUUUACGUUGAACACACCGUGGCAACGCGAACGGUGCAAAGAGCAAGGCCUGAAAAACAUCGCGCUACAGCGAAGUAACCUGGAAACGUGCGAUAUGGAGGAGGAAAAAGGGAAAGACGAGGCUGAAGAUUGGAAAAUUUAUGAAGCAUUGUGCAGCAAAACACCUACUGAGAUGGAGGCCGACACUGGUAAUGAUAUCAUCACAGCACUGAGAAGUGAUCUUGCUGGAUUGCAGUACAAACGAGAUAAAUUAAUUUCGGAGAAUAGUGAUUUAAAAAACCAAAUGCUUUCUCGAGACCAAAGAAUAUUAGAACAACAGGUGGAAAUAGACCAUCUACGUGAGCAAAAUGCCCGCCAAAAUGCAAUUAUAUCCUCGCUCAGAAAGAAAAUUCAUGACCUUGAAGAGAUACAUCGGAAUCUACAAGCGUCUCAAGGGAGAUGUGAUCUUACCGUGCAAACCUUGCAAAGAGACAACCGAUACUACGAAGAUAAAAUUAAAGAUAUGGAAAAGAAACUACGAACACUUGAGCUAGAAUGCCACAACGAAGAACAACAAAAGGAAAAUGCAAGAUGUCAGUUCCAUGAUCUAGUGCGACGCAUGUCCGCCGCUCUGGACGCUGAUUUUUGUGAUACGACACACACGCACUCCCCUGAAAGUCUCAUCAUAAAAGCAGCAGAGCUAGUUCAAGAAAUUUCCAGAUUAAAGAAUAAAUGCUUGAACACCACUGAAAAUUUAUCGUCUGUUGAACAAGAUUUCAGAAGUUGUAGAGAUGCUUUAGAGAGAUCAAAUGCUGAUAAAGAUAUGUUACAGCGACAGCUCUCAUCACAAAUCUUAGAGACCGAGAGGCUGAAACAAGAGAAAGAGUCUUUGUCCGUGCAAAAUAGGGUCAUUGAGCGGGAGCUACACGAAGCGCGAGAAAAGCUAUCUCAUUGUUCAAAGAACUUAAAUGUCGUCACUGACAAUGUGAAUCAGAAUGAAGCAAUAAUAGUCCAGUUAAAAGAGGACCUUAGACACAGAGAUGAGAAGAAUCAAAGACUACAAACAGAAUUCCGUAAUACCAUGGAAUCAAUAGCAAUUUUACUUAGUCUUCCCACAAGAUUUGUAGAAGCCCAUGAAAGCACUAUCAAGGACAGGAUUCGGGAAAUAUUAAGUGACAAUAAAGAUAAGUCAGUGCAAAUAGACGCUCUCCGCGACAAGCUAUCCCUAGAGUCGCAACAGCUGGGCCGCACGGCGCACCUGCACGACCAGGCGACCACGCGCGUGCGCAUCCUCGAGGACGAGCGCAAUAUGCUGGAGGGCAAGCUGCACAAGCUGGAAGCCGAGCUCAACGCCGUGGAGCUGUGCCGAGACUCGCUCAGGAAAGAUAAGGCUAACGAGGGCAAGCUGCACAAGCUGGAGGCCGAGCUCAACGCCGUGGAGCUGUGCCGGGACUCGUUAAGAAAGGAUAAGGCUAACAGUCGCAAUAUGCUGGAGGGCAAGCUGCACAAGCUGGAGGCCGAGCUCAACGCCGUGGAGCUGUGCCGGGACUCGUUAAGAAAGGAUAAGGCUAACAGUCGCAAUAUGCUGGAGGACGAGCGCAAUAUGCUGGAGGGCAAGCUGCACAAGCUGGAGGCCGAGCUCAACGCCGUGGAGCUGUGCCGAGACUCGCUCAGGAAGGAUAAGGCUAACAGUCGCAAUAUGCUGGAGGGCAAGCUGCACAAGCUGGAGGCCGAGCUCAACGCCGUGGAGCUGUGCCGAGACUCACUCAGGAAGGAUAAGGCUAACAGUCGCAAUAUGCUGGAGGGCAAGCUGCACAAGCUGGAGGGCAAGCUGCAUAAGCUGGAGGCCGAACUCAACGCCGUGGAGCUGUGCCGAGACUCGUUAAGAAAGGAUAAGGCUAACUUCGUGGCAUUCCUCGAGCGGCUGAGCAGAACGCUAAAUAUGGAUGAGUUGACCCAGGACAUCGGCAUCGAGCUGCACACCGAGUCGAUAAUCCACCGCGCCGAGCAACUCGCUAGGCUCGAGAGCGAUAAAAUUGUUGACAAGCUGCUAUACUACGGAUACUACGGCACGCUGCCAAGGCUCCGCAGAGAAAGAUCAUUCCAUGACUUGCCUUAUCUUAAAGAAACAGCCGUUGUUUACCAACUUCAGCGAAGGAUAAGGAUUUUAAGAGAACAAUUGCAAAGAAAAGACUUGCAUUUAGACCUUCUGCGGCGUAAACUGAGCAUACAGGAGGAGAGCUCCCGUGUCCGGACCGUGCUUCAAGCGGAGCGCGAUGAAGCGGUGGCGCGUAGUAAGAAGCUGGCGCGGCAGUGCGACAAGCUGUCUGUGCAGCUCACUGACGCGCGCGCGCAGAUUCGGGACCUCAACGCGCAGCUCGCUGAUGCUGCUGAAUACAAGAUUACCGCCCUAGAAAAAGCCCGUAAAAUAGAGGAGUUACAAAAGAGAUUGGACGAGGCAGAGUUACUUCGGACCAGAUACAACCGUAAGGUCAACGUGUUGAAGGACCAAGUGCGGGCUACCGGAGAGACCUUCGAGCAAGAGAGGACCACCACUGAGCACCAGAUAGCUAUGCUGAGGGACGACUUGGCCAGGACUAAAGAAGCCCUGGCCGAGUGUCAGAGAAGGGAGGCUCAGUUGCUCAGCUUCAGGCACUCGAUCGCGAAGCUACUCGGCAUCCUGGUGCCCGCAUCAGUAUCAGACUUCGAGAUGGUGUCGCGGCUGCAGAAGCUCAUCGACGCGCACCACGACUUCACGGUGGUGUCGCGCCGCUACGACGACCCCGCGCUCUUGCGCGCCUCCUCGCGCUCGCCGCCGCCGUCCAGGUGCAGGACCAGGACACCUGACAGGUACAUGAUCAGUAAUAGAGCAGUCUACUUGUCGGCUGGAGGAGAC
Molecule: messenger RNA, 2944 nt
Organism: Ostrinia nubilalis (European corn borer)
Lineage: Eukaryota; Metazoa; Arthropoda; Insecta; Lepidoptera; Crambidae
Product: coiled-coil domain-containing protein 170
Exons: 16
Source: RefSeq, a predicted model, not a curated record